Rhizopus microsporus ATCC 52813 is the source of this 345-nucleotide messenger RNA. RefSeq lists its product as uncharacterized. NCBI's taxonomy places the organism in Eukaryota, Fungi, Mucoromycota, Mucoromycetes, Mucorales, Rhizopodaceae. Bases 1 to 345 code for a protein of 114 amino acids. The record is from RefSeq and is a predicted model, not a curated record. The transcript has a single exon.
AUGCUAGCCACCUAUAGCAAUUCAAUUCUGGCUCUUUUCUCCGCCAAGGAUCAGCAAGCAAUCAAACAUUCUGAAGCUGUAACUAACUCUAUGAACAAGAAAAAGAAGAUGAAAGAAAGAUACGACAAGGAUGUAACUGAAAGCAAGCAAUAUCGCAUUGGGGACAAGGUUUUGAUGAAGAAUCACGUCCCUAAAAGUAAAUUUGAUGAAAAGUGGCUCGGUCCGAUGGAAAUUGUGAAGAUCAAUAAGAAUUCAACAUACUAUCUGAUGAAUAUUAAUGCAAGAAGAAUAGAAGAACCUGUCAACGGAAAUUAUCUCGUUCCAUACAGACAAUCUCGAAACUAA